Molecule: messenger RNA, 1696 nt
Organism: Dermatophagoides pteronyssinus (European house dust mite)
Lineage: Eukaryota; Metazoa; Arthropoda; Arachnida; Sarcoptiformes; Pyroglyphidae
Gene: mts
Product: protein phosphatase 2 catalytic subunit mts
Molecular function (GO): protein serine/threonine phosphatase activity
Source: RefSeq, a predicted model, not a curated record
AAAAAAAUCAUUAUUUUUGUUCUUGUUGAGAUUAUAUCAUUCAUUUUAUCUAGUGUGUUAGUUUGUUUUUUUCGCAUAUUUUAUUAUUAUAUUUGUAAUAUCCGAUAACCGGCAGUUUUUGGCCAUAGGAAUAAGCAAUUUUAGGCGAAGAAAAAAACUUUUUUCACAUCUGUUUUUAUCAUCAUCAUCAUCAUCUUCAUCAUCAAGAUCAAAUAUUCAUUUUGAUUUUGAUCAAUUUUUUUUCUCCUCAAAUUUAAUAAUUUUUGUUUUUUCAAAACUAAAUUAACAAACAGGCACGGAAAACUGAUUACUAAUCAAUUUGCAAUUUCUUUGUACUGACCUUUUUCUGUGUGUGAAAAAAAAUUGAUUAAUCUUUUUUUACUGCUGGAUCAUAUCAAAACGAACGAAUAAAAAACCGAAAACAAGAUUUAUCAAUUAAAAAAUAAAAAUAAAUUCAAGAUUAAAUUAAAAUGUCUUCAAAUUCAAGUGGUGAUGUAGCUGCAAGUGGAUCAACAACAACAGCAACCACUGCAGCUGCAAAUAAAUCCGAUAAUGAAUCAUCUAAUAAUAAUAAUACAACAUCAUCAACAACAACAAACAAUCAACAAACAGCAGCAGCAACAACAACAACAUUAACGAAUCCAACAACAACAACAACGACAACAACAUUACAAAUAUCCAGUGGUGCUGGUGGUGAUAUGAUACAAUUUAAUAAAGAUCUAGAUCAAUGGAUUGAACAAUUAAUGGAAUGUAAACAAUUGACCGAAUCACAAGUAAAACAAUUAUGUGACAAAGCUAGAGAUAUAUUGACAAAUGAAUCAAAUGUACAGGAUGUUAAAUGUCCAGUUACUGUUUGUGGUGAUGUACAUGGACAAUUUCAUGAUCUAAUGGAAUUAUUUCGUAUUGGUGGUCGAUUACCAGAUACAAACUACCUAUUUAUGGGUGAUUAUGUUGAUCGUGGUUAUUAUUCCGUUGAAACGGUUACAUUAUUGGUUGCAUUAAAAGUUCGUUAUAAGGAUCGUAUAACAAUAUUACGUGGUAAUCAUGAAUCAAGACAAAUUACACAGGUAUAUGGUUUUUAUGAUGAAUGUUUAAGAAAAUAUGGUACAUCAAAUGUAUGGAAAUAUUUUACCGAUCUUUUUGAUUAUCUACCGUUAACUGCUUUGGUUGACCGACAAAUAUUUUGCCUACAUGGUGGUCUUUCACCAUCUAUUGAUACAUUGGAUCAUAUCCGUGCUUUGGAUCGUUUACAAGAGGUACCACAUGAAGGACCGAUGUGUGAUCUAUUAUGGUCGGAUCCGGAUGAUCGUGGUGGUUGGGGUAUUUCACCACGUGGUGCUGGCUAUACUUUUGGUCAUGAUAUAUCAGAAACAUUUAAUCAUACAAAUGGCCUAACAUUGGUCGCACGUGCUCAUCAAUUAGUAAUGGAAGGUUUUAAUUGGUGUCAUGAUCAUAAUGUUGUUACAAUAUUUUCAGCACCGAAUUAUUGUUAUCGUUGUGGUAAUCAGGCUGCAAUCAUGGAAUUAGAUGAUACACUUAAUUAUACAUUUUUACAAUUUGAUCCAGCGCCUAAACGUGGUGAACCACAUGUUACAAGACGUACACCAGAUUAUUUCUUGUAGGAAAAUUAAACAAACAACUAAACAAUUAAUAAUAAUAAUGAUAAUAAUAAUAAUAACAACAACAUUAUAUUCAA